AUCGCUUUGUCGGCACCAAGGCAAAGUAGUUGCUCCUUGCGCUACAUAGUUACAGAAAAGCCUGAUAAGUCAGCGGGACCAUGGCUAAAGGGAAACGUGGACAGAUGUAUGAUGAGGACGACGUUGACGAUGGUUAUGAUGACGACGACUAUUAUGACGAGGAAGACGGCUACGAUGCUUACGACGACUACCCAGCAGCGGGCGGGAACAAGCAGUCCCAGCAACACGGGAAGCCCCAGCAGCAACCCCAGGCGUCCAAGGCAACGACAUCGGCCCGCGCCGCAGGUGCAUCCAAGCUGGCGCAGUUUCUGUGCGACCCGCCGCCCCCCGCGCCGGGAGGGAAGGCACAGAGGGGGGCCAAACCCGACCCGGCAGUGAAAGCUCUCCAGCAGCCAACCUACCCCCUAGCCCCGCACCUGGCACCGAAGCAGCAGCAACCGCAGCAGCAGGCGGCAGGCAAGGCAGGCGCAUCAACAGCGGAAGCGGCAGGGCCCUUUCGCUUCGACACGCCGUCCCCAGAUGAUGCUGUACGAGCCGCGCAGGACCGCCGGGCAGGUGUGGUCGCUCCGCCCUCCACCUCGGUCGCCGCCUCCGCACCCUCGCUGCCCGCCAACAAAACCUUCCUGCGCCCGAGCCCCAUGAUGCAGCAACAACGCCAGCAGCAGCAACAACAACAGCAACCGGACUCCAGCCAAAGCAGCCAGCCGGCAGGUGCAGCAGCCGCUGCGGGCGGGAUGGCGGCUAUGAGCCUGGCGGACGGCAGCGCUGCUGCUGCUGCUGCUGCGGGCCCCGAGGCGUCAUCGUCUAGCAGCCAGCAGCAUGGUCAGCCGCAUGCAGCCGGGGCAGGGGGGCUGCAUGGGCUGCACACGCGGAGGCCGCUGGGGGAGUACGUCAUGGAGGCGGACCUGGCCAGGGAGGUCGAGGCUGCCGCUGCUGCCGAGGCCGCCGCCGCCGCCAGCCCCUCGCCCUCCUCUCCCUCUCCCUCCUCCUCCCCGCCGCUGCGCGCGCCGCUGCACCUGGUUGUGUUGGGCCACGUGGACGCGGGCAAGUCCUCGCUGAUGGGCCGGCUGCUACACGAGCUGGGGCUGGUGUCCGCCAAGGAGGCGCACAGGUACCAGCGGGACGCGGCGGCGGCAGGCAAGGGCUCCUUCGCGUGGGCCUGGGUGCUUGACGAGCGGCCCGAGGAGCGCGAGCGGGGUGUCACGGUGGACGUGGCCAUGACGCGCUUCACCACAAACAGGUUCUCCGUGACGCUGCUGGACGCGCCCGGCCACCGGGACUUCGUGCCCAACAUGAUUGCCGGAGCGGCGCAGGGCGAUGCCGCGCUGCUGCUGGUGGACGGCAGCCCGGGCGGCUUCGAGGCGGGCUUCAGCGAGGGCGGCGGCGGGCUGCACGGCGCUCCGGGCGGCCAGACGCGCGAGCACGCGGCGCUGGCCCGCAGCCUGGGCAUCGAGCAGAUGGCGGUGGUGGUCAGCAAGCUGGACACGGUGGGGUACGACAAGGCUCGCUUCGACUCCAUCCGCUCCGCGCUGCUGCCGUACCUGCGCUCCGUGGGGUUCCGCGAGGCGGCGCUGCAGUGGCUGCCCGCCUCGGGGCCGCUGGGGGAGAACCUGGUGGGGCAGCCGCAGGACCCCGCGCUGCGCUCCUGGUGGUGUGGCCCCAGUGUGGUGGGCGCCAUCGACUCGUUCAAGCCGCGCGAGCGGGCCACCGGCAAGCCGCUGAGGAUGCCCGUCUCGGACGUAUUCAAGAGCAGAUCAGGUGCGGUUGUGUUCGGCGGCAAGCUGGAGGGCGGCGCGCUGCGGCCCGGCUCGCGUGUGGUGCUGGUGCCGGGGCCGCUGCAGCCCUUCACCGUGCGCAGCUUGGAGGUGUCCGGCGCCUCCUGCUCGCUGGCCCGUGCGGGCGACAGCUGCGAGGUGGCGUUGGUGCCGGCGCACGGAGGCCCGGGGGCGCACGGGGGCGGGGGGGCCGCGGCGGCGCUGGAGCCCGGCAGCGUGGCUCCCGGCACGGUGCUGUGCCACCCGGACUUCCCCGCCGCGGUGGUCAGCCGGUUCGAGCUGCGCAUCGUGGUGCUGGAGGUGCCGGUGCCGCUGCUGCGGGGGCACGCGGUGACGCUGCAUGCGCACGUGGCGCGCGAGGAGGGUCACAUCACCGCGCUGAGUGCCGUGCUGGACCCCAAGACAGGGGAGGUCACCAAGGCCCGGCCUCGCUGCCUGACUCGCGGCCAGACUGCGCUGGUGGAGGUGACGUCAGCCCGGGGUCUGGUGCUGGAGGAGUACGGCAGCUACCGGGCGCUGGGGCGGGUGGCGCUGCGGGAGGGGGGGCGCACGCUGGCGGUGGGCAUCGUGACACGGCUGAUCGAGUGAGGAAUAGAUGAACUGAACCGCGAGCAACCAGAGGAGUGAGGGGUGUAGGAGGUUGCGGAUGGGGCAGCAGGAGUGGGAUGCUGGUGGCUGGAGUGGGCGGCUUGUCAGAAGGAUGAGGCGCGGGGUGUGGGAUGGGGUUGCAUGCGGAUGGGAUGGCGGAGGAGGGUUCAGUGUGAGGGGGCGGGGGGCAAUGCGUUGUUGCGGUGGGAGGAGCAAGGAGGGGAUGAAACUGGCGGUAGGAGGAGGGUGAUGCAGGGGGCAUACGGUGGUGGUUGUCUUGCCAUGCGGUGCGGCUUGUGCAAAGGUUGCGGGGAUUGUCGACAAUUGUCAACGGACAUGUUGAUGUGGUGCAUGCGGCAUGAUGUGGCGCAUCAUGUGUUAAGCAGCUAGUGGUGCUUGGUAUGUGGGGUUUACGCUUCUGCCUUCUGCCACCAACCGCCCCUUCACGCACCGCGACAGCAUGUACCGGUAACAGGUUGGGGGCAAGCGAGCAGUGUAACCACGUGCGACAGC
Molecule: messenger RNA, 2876 nt
Organism: Astrephomene gubernaculifera
Lineage: Eukaryota; Viridiplantae; Chlorophyta; Chlorophyceae; Chlamydomonadales; Astrephomenaceae
Source: the annotation of a GenBank genome assembly